This is a messenger RNA of Paramecium primaurelia, 139 nucleotides long. The record is from the annotation of a GenBank genome assembly. Lineage: Eukaryota; Ciliophora; Oligohymenophorea; Peniculida; Parameciidae.
AUGAAAGCGAUCCUUGUCAAAGUUAUUGUUGUAAGGUGUCCAUGUAGUGUUGAAUAUAGUAAGAUUAAUUUUGAAAUCAAAUUUCCAACAGGAUAAAUAGGUAAAAAUCUUUUCUAAUAUUAUAGGGGCUCCUAUAUGA